UAUAAAUUGUUCGAUGGCUGAAAUGAAAAUUCACCAUUCUAUUAAUAUAAAAAAUUAGUAAGAGAGUUGUUUCCAGAGAUAUCUCCAUUUUGCGUGACACGAUGGCGCUUCGUGCUACUCAAUCGACUGGCCGUAUCGCGGCGGCGACGCUACGGCGUGUCGCUCGACCUUUCUCAACGGACGCGGUGGUGGAGACGGAUUACAAGCGUGGGGAGAUCGGUAAGGUCUCCGGAAUCCCCGAGGAGCAUCUUUCCCGCAAGGUGAUAAUAUACUCACCAGCUAGAACUGCGACUCAGCAAGGAUCUGGCAAACUUGGCAAAUGGAAGAUCAACUUCCUCUCCACCUUAAAGUGGGAGAAUCCAUUGAUGGGAUGGACUUCUACAGGUGACCCUUAUGCCAAUGUCGGUGACUCCGCUCUUUCUUUUGAUUCUGAGGAUGCUGCCAAGUCCUUUGCUGAGCGUCAUGGCUGGGAUUAUACUGUCAAGAAACCCAAAACGCCACUACUGAAGCCCAAGUCUUACUCGGACAACUUCAAGUGGAAAGGCAAUCCUCAGCCUGAGAAGUGAUCAUGAUCUUACAUCUUCUUCUUCCUCCAUUUCUCGGAGCAAAAGGAGAGACCUCAUUUGAUAAAUAAAAAGAAAGCUCUCAUGGUUUCUUUCUUUUAUUUGUAGCAUCUGUGAGCUUUUCUCUGAACUAAUAUUAUCCAUGGUUGGAUUCUUUCUGUAUGUUUCCUUAUCAUACCAAUAAUACGAUGAUGGUGAUGAUAAACACUCUUCUGAUGUUUCAUCAAUCUUUCUGAUCAAAUCAAUCUUCUCAA
Messenger RNA from Brassica rapa (field mustard), 817 nucleotides. RefSeq names its product NADH dehydrogenase [ubiquinone] iron-sulfur protein 4, mitochondrial. Gene Ontology annotation, biological process: electron transport chain. The record is from RefSeq and is a predicted model, not a curated record. NCBI's taxonomy places the organism in Eukaryota, Viridiplantae, Streptophyta, Magnoliopsida, Brassicales, Brassicaceae.